Amoebophrya sp. A120 is the source of this 10697-nucleotide messenger RNA. Lineage: Eukaryota; Dinophyceae; Syndiniales; Amoebophryaceae. The record is from the annotation of a GenBank genome assembly.
AUAGUGUAUUCUUGUUUGAAAAAAUAAAAAUCGGACAAGGUCGUCAAGGUUCUUGAAAUAAAUCGAAACAAGAUCUGCACCACAACUUCCGUAAAAGGAUGUCCCUCGGAUCCGUGUCGCUUUCGGACGACAAUCAGCUAAAGACGACCACCACGAAUAUGGCAGUGCUGGCGAAAAAUGAGGAAGAGCAGGAGUGGAAGCCGGCCUACAUGCGGGACGACAACUAUGUCUCCGAGUUAGACAUGCGCCCGGUCCCUUCUCUUCGCGACACCCUGACCCAGAUUGGGGCCGAGUUUCGGGACCAGCUUUACAACUCUGUAUGAGAGUUUGUUGUGAAGAACUUCUCGUCCCGCCCUUCAUUCAAGUAAAAAGUGUAUUUUAAGGAGCUGCAACGGAAGCGUCGUGCUACAAAUGACGCUUUCGCAUGACAAAUCACGAGACGGAUUGCACUAAGCCAGUAGUGCUUGCUUUUGGGAUUUGUCCAGCAAAACGUGUCUACUUCCAAGGAGUGCCACCUCCAAGCAAGAAGUGAAAAUGACUUUGGUGUUCUUGUUUUACUUAACACAUGAAAAAAGUAGGGAGGGCGAGUUGGUCUACUUGCUUCACUGUGUCAUACAUAAAUUCCACCAAUAGAGCUACUGCUGCAACAAGAUCAUCUUCUUGGCUCUUCGACUCCUGCGUGAAUAUCGAAACCGCAACGGCAGGCGAGGGAGCAUCUUCAACGUCAGGCGGAGCUGGAGUAAUAAAUGGACGAGAAAUAAAUAACGAGCAACCCUUUGAGCCGCUUUUCGACUCGGAGCAGUUGUUUCUGGGCGCGUUCGAGUUCCGGCGGGCUUCCUUUGCGGAUUUGAUGCUCCUGGUAAAAAUGCAGUGGGUGGAAGGCUAUCAAGUGUAAAAGUGUCUGGGUCUGGAAGAUUCUGAGACUUGUCAUGCACGUUUUGCAUGGGCCAUGAUCAUGAUGUCUGUGAUGCAUGCCCUAGCAUCACAGACUUGUUGAGGGCUCUGCGAUGCCUAUUCCGCAUGGCAAAUGCCCUCUCCCUGUAGCCAAAAUUGCAUUCCCUUUGCUGCUUAUGCAAUACAGAUUUUUUUGGAAUCCAAAUGCAGCAUCACAAGUUCGGAUUCUUCCAGACCCAGACAUUUUUACAUUUGAUAAAGGCCGGGACCCGGCGUUCUUCGGUUCGGCUCCUGCAUCCUCCUCGAAGAUAACUAUUCGCGUUCAGGACCGAAAGCUCCUCCACAUGCAGCACAAUGCGAUCGCGGCGACCGAGACACUCACCUUUGAAACCGUGACACGGAAUUUCUUCGGAAGUGAAAAUGACUUGUCCACCUGUAGUCGUGUGGACAACAGCAGGAGGAAUUAUGCCGGUGUACAAGAAGAACAUGCGCGGCGCACAGGGGGCAGCACGACGAGCGCUAGUGGUAGUGGUAGUGCCGCUGUUGAUCAAGUCGUACUAAAGAAUCAUCCUGCCGCCACCACAGAAGGAACGACAGAGGAAUUAACAGGUGCAGUGGUUUCGUCAAACCGCGAUGUCCUGCUGUGGGAGGAAACCUGGGAGGUGGACUGGAAGGGCGAAAAGUGUCGGAUCGUUCUGGAAAAUUUGAAUUUCCUCUACGCUUUCCGCGUGCGCAUCGAGUUGGAGCUCUUGGGAAGAACUACGCAGAGCACGAUGACGCAGCUUCGGGUGAACACCGUGCAGUAUUUGAUCACAAAAGACAUCGGCGCCCAGAUUUUUUCAAAGGAGCUAUUGGAAGAGAAAUUGGCGGAGGAAGCGAAGAACUGGGCGAAAUUUUUCCACGACCAGGUCGAGAUGAAGGGUAAGAACAGUGGCGGCCAGCACAUGAUGAGCAGUGUUGGGGACAGCAACAAGGCCAAGGACCCGCGCGGCGGCGGCCCUGGUGUCGUAGCUGCGAAUUAUGGAGCAGGAGGUAGUAGUAGUGCAACAGGUGGUAAGAAGAAGCAGCAAAAAAUUGAUACAGCCAUGCUGAUGUCCAUGGCUGAUGAUUUGGGAUAGUUGUACUUAAACCAGAAGUAGCGAAGGACGAACAUGUGGCUGAAGAACAGCUGCACUAGCAAUCGUUCAUCGUUGCUGAUGAAAUAGUUUUUAAACAUCAAACUCUACACACUAGCUGAGUUCAUACAGCAUAAUGAAUCGUCGUGUUCAACAUAGGGGGCCGCCGCUGUUGCUGUCCACUAAACACAGCGUAUGUAAGUAAUCCUUUCCGCACGCCUAAAAGCCGAAGCUCGCCGAUAUGCAGGUCGAUGAGUCCGAAUCCGAAAAGAGUAAUGAAGAGAGUUCAGCCUUACUUUAGGUGUCGUGACGGAGGGCUCCUUCCAAAUUCUGUGUCGAGGUGGAGGGAUCCACGACAAAGCAAAGUGUGUCUGGUGUCGUGUGGUAUCUCUCUAGACUGCUUUUGAAAAGCUUGUGAUUCCACCUGAUUUUGACGAUUGGUUUCUUUCACGCGCAGGUUUCCCAACGACCCCAAAGACAAGAGACGCAAAAGAAAAGUCAAGACGAAUUUGAACACUACUAGGAAUCAAAGUAGUAUCCAAUCUGUAAUGCACGCCGGUGCUUCUCGUGUGUAGUUUAGGUUUUUCCUUUCCUUCCAAAAUAAGCUUUGCCGCUUGUGCCCGUAUUAGGGUGUUUAGAGGUAAGCUAGAAUAAUUUGUAAUGCUGAAAAGCAUACAAGCCCUAAUAGUUUCCCGUGGAGAAACUAAUGCAUCUGUAGUGAAGGUUGACAAACAAAGCAUGAAUUUGUAAUGCUGGCGGCCGUUCUGCUCGGAAAUGCCCGACAGCAAUCUGUCAUGCAUAUUUCGACCAUUUGGCGACGAUGCUUCUUCUCCUCUUUCCCUUUUGUGAUCGCGCUCACCAUUUAGUGAGCGGCAGUGUGGUCUACGGUUCUUGUACGAGCUAGAUCAGUGCUACAAUUUAUGACGAAGGGAUUUCCGGAACCUUUGAUCGUGCUGGUGCUUUGAUCUUCAGGUUGAUCCUUUGGCCAAUUUGUAAUGCUGUUUUUCUUGAUCUGCGGUAAAUCUGGGGCUUUCGGAAUCUAACAUGUAUUUGUCUUGCUAAUCACGACCGAAUUCUUGAUUUGGGUGGACCUCACACAAAGGUCCACCUCGACAGCAAAACGAAAGAAAGCUAUGAAGUUGCUCCACGCCCACCGAUCUGGGGGUGGUCGGGACAAGAAGCAAGACGGCCUAAAAACAGCAAAAUGGAAGAUUUACCCAAAUAAGCGAUUGGCUCCGACUAGCAGCACCCAAUCGAAUACGAAAACUCCCACUGUAAACCCAUUGUCUUUCCUUUUGUUCCGAGCUGUAUCUGGUUACUGCUCCGUUAGACUAGUAACAUUCUUAUCUUUGCACUGCCCUCGGUUUUAGUAGAGAUCUCAUCUAGACUAUAGCUUGAAAAUCAUACAAAAGAAUAAAUAAAACAGACUAUAAUCCUAAACAUCCAGUAAACAAUAAAAGAAAAUCCAUCGUACAUGUAGAAAGUGGGGAACGGGGGAAGAGAAACACGUCUUCCCCCUCCCUCCUAUUCUAGAAAAGCGGUUUCUCGUCCUGAGGAUUCAAGAUCCCAGGACUUUUGCCGAAAGUCCGGGAAUCCUGACGAGACCCGCAUUACAAACCAAUAAAUUAGUUGUGCAAAACCUAUCCAACUGUCAUCAUACAAUGUAGAACUACCAUGCGAAGCCAAAAAAUAAAUGAACGUCUUUUAAUUUUCCAAAACUUGCUAUGCGUGAAUCUGGUCGAAACUGCAAGAGAAACUUGAGCCAAGAAAAUCCUCUUCGGCCCAACUCCCUCGUUCACGACUUUAGCCCCACGAUAAGCGAUAUCCAUAGCACGUUAGUAAUUACGACCCUUCUCGAAGAACGAUUUCCCCAAUUUGUAACGCUAGAAACGAUUUGUCUUCAAAACGAUGUAAACGAUAGCGAAGACCCGAGAUAUGAAGUACGAUUUUCAGUGCUGCGUAAACCAAAAUCAAAUCUUAGAAAGCGCGAUGAGUAGGCGUGUACCAGCAUCGGUGGCUCUAAAUCUAACAUCUUCAUCUUACAAGUAUCAUACUGCCGGGCGGGCUGGGGUAAAGCACAAUUUUUGAAUUUACCCAAAUGCCCCCGCUUUACACCAGGACGCCUACUGCACUGGCAUACUGGAUAUCGGUAUGACUUCAUUAUCUAAAAACCAUUUCCGGUAGCGGACUUCCAUCGGAGCCGCCUCCGCUAGCGUGACAGUAGCGGAAUCCUUCCAAACGCAAAUAUUCCGAACCCAGCCGCAUCCGUUCCGAGCUUUGAAAGCGUAGUCGUCCCUUCGGUAUUCGGCGAUAUUUCCAAUCACGGUUACUCUGUCCAAGCUGACUGGAUUCUUCAUCGGGAUAUCGGCCGAGCCAUUGCGGUCAGCCAGGUAUACUGCACGGUCUAAAACUCCAGUCACCUCGUAGAUCGGCUUUCCGUAAACCCCAGCGAGCUCUUGCUUCCCACGAACCUGAGCCGGUGGCAACUCCACCUGAACUAGAUCCCCCACAAUGACAUCAGGAAACCGGCUACCCCUCUUUGCGAUCAGUUUCUUUCGAGUACGUUCCGCCGCCAAAGCCUUAUCCUCGAGGCAGUCGACCGCCAGUUCCCGUCGUUUCCGUUCGACCUGGUCCAACGCGUCACCGACCGAUAGCUCAACAGCCCUACUGGGUUCUGGCACGGCAGCCCGUAAUUGUGGAAACAACUGCCCCCGAACCUCAAACCCCAAAACGUCUAAUGCGGAUCGACCAUUCCUGCCUUCGAGCGGCAUUCGGUUCAGCGCCAGCUCAAGAUCUUCAACCCUGUCAGACCACUCCAAAUGCGUGCCCGGGCCUGGGGACGUUCUGAAGAAGUGGGUGCAGAAUUUGUGAACAUACUCCGCCGCAUGUUGGCCCGCCGGGUGGUAGCUGGUCCCUGGCACAAACUUCACGGCCGGGUAGUUGCGACGCAUCCAAGCCCGAAGCUUGCCAUAGCCCUUGUUUUUGAAAUGUUCGAAGCCAUUGUCUGCCCGCAAUUUCCUCGGCGCCCCGAAGCGCUUAAAAAUUUUCUCCAGGCACUCGGCCGCUUUCUCGACGGUUUUGCUUCCUGUGCUGAAUAUCCAAUUGUAGCCACUGAACACAUCGCAGGCCGUAAAGAUGUAUUUUUGUUCAGUGCCAGUAGUGGUCUUGUAAGGUCCGGCAUAAUCGAACGCGAUGCAAUCCAAGAGCUGUCCAUAUUCCAGCACCUCCGCCCGCGAUGAGAUCAACUGCUGUUCCCGCACGUUGGUGUUGCACGCCGGGCAUCUUGCGAUGAAGGCUGCAACAUCUUUCCGCAUGUUGUUCCACAAGAAUCCGCACCGCAAAAUCUCAACAAAAGUUGCAUACUCACCCGCGUGAGCAGCCCCCACGGCCGAACGGUGGAUGGCCCAGAUCAAGUAUUCGCGAAGCGAAAUCGAACCCGAGGGAAACAGGUGCGUAAGCUCUUCUUCUUCGAACCCAGGAACCCCAUCCACAAAUUCCCCCGGUGGAACCACCACCCUGAAAACGUGGUCGCGAUCUAACCGGAUCAGAACAUCGUCUGCAUCUCGACAAAACUGCAUCUCUUCACAUCGUCGAUAGCAGUCUUUGCCCGUUUCACACCCCAACGACGCGCCGCGCGUUGAAGUAGUUCUUCCAACGAAAACCGGCCUACAUUGUCCAGGACCCAAAAAUGUUCUGGCCAGGCCUUUUGCUGCAUUUGCGCAAUUCUUUCUUUGGUAACGUCCACCGGGACUGCUGUUUCUUCUUCCACUCCAGGAGGCGGAGCUUGUGCGCCAAAAGCCAGCAUUCCCUUGUAUCCGCUUUUCCAAAAUCGUCGCAGCGGCAACUGCGACCCUACUGCCCCCAACCCUGCUCCUGUUCCUGCCGAAACCUUCGACGGAGCAGAGAAAAUGAAUUUCUUGUAGUUCCACUGCUCCUGGAUCUUGUAGUACGCUUGAGGAGGUCGCACUACUUCCACAAAUUCCGGAACGAACCGUUUCGCCGUAGCAGUGCUGGUAGAGAAGUAAAACACCAUCUAACGGCUCCAAAUCCGCAAUCGGAGUCGCUUUUGUCGGAACCGCCCCCGGCCGGUACAGGCUUUGCAGUCGAAAAACAGUAGGUCCAUCGUGAAGAAAAAUUCCCUGGGCCUUCUUAAAGAUAGCAUUUACCCAAAUAGCUUCUGGAUCGGCUUCUUCCGGUGCUGGAUCCAAGUCUUCGUCUUCGUCUGCCAGCUGGUCCGGAGGUGGGUUUGCAGGAAAAUUUGCAAUCGCCAGCAACGGCUCUGCGUUUUCAUCUCUGUUGCCCCCCUGCAAAUUCUUCUCAUCCUCCUCUUCGACGUCCGAAUUACUGAAAUUAACACUAUUCCCUUCAUCAACACCCGCAUGAGCAUCCUGUUUGUCAUGCGACGACGACGAAUUGUUAUGCGGAAUUCCCAAAGGGGGAGCGGCCUGAUGCUCCGCUUGUUCGUCUAAAAUCGGUAGAAGGCCAGCCUGAUUCCGCUGUUCCUGAAGCGCGUCAAACUGCUCUACUAAUUCGGCCAGGCGAGUACUCCGCUGCCUGGUGUUCCGUUUCUUCAAAAGUUCUUCCGUUUCCGCAACUAUUAAAUCCUCUUGAUCUUCGAUGGGGAGGCAAAACCGCAAACCAUCACCCGGAUCCUGGAUAAUCCGCUGUCGCACCGGGGCCACGCCACAAUUGCACUUGCACCGCCUACCGGGCGCCCGUAGAAGUGCUUCCCCGGUGUGUUUCGGACAAAUUAGUAGUGGCGACUCAACUGUUUCUCGACCGGGAUUCCACUGCGCUUUGAAUAGCUUAACCUCCUGCACCCCAUCAGUGCAUUGCAAAUCCCGCAGUGGCUUCGCUAUUGCUUCCAAAUCGUGAGCGACAAAUUCCUUCGGAUGGUUGGAAUGGGACAAAUCGGAGCGGAACCGGUCUGGCAGCCCCUUGGCCGCAGCUUCUUUUGCCUCGGCGAAGUUGCGAUAUAACUUCCUCGGCCCCCAAGAGUACUCCACUUUAUUCCCAUUUUGCACCACUACGACUUUCUUCUUUUUCCCAUCGGCAGUCGCAGAAACGUGAAGCGCUUGAUUUUGUUCUGCCACCCCGAGAGGCUGCGUUUCUCCUUGACCCACGUUCGGGUCUUCGUCCUUCUUCGAUCCAAAUAGCCACUUGAUACAAUCCCGAACUCCAUUCGGCAUUUGACCUAGUACCCGCUGUAGGUCGGCCCGUACUCCUUCGCGGUCUUUGCCUUCUGCUGGGAAUCUGGAAACGAUGUCCGCCAAAAUAUUGCAUUCGCCACUAAUGUGCACCCGGUGAAUCAGUGGAGAUCGUAACUUCGGAAGCCUACCUUCGACCCAACGCUGAGCCUUGGCUGACUUCACCUGUGACCUUGCAAUCUCUUCCAGCUCCGACUCCCCCAAGUUCUUGUGAUCGAAAAGUAGGAAAAUUUCGCUGCCCUCCACAAGGUUCAACCCAAAAUCGCAGAACAUCUUGACCCCCGCCAACUCGCGUUCAAAAGUUCCCAGGUUUGCAUCGCCAGCUGCAAAACUCCUUGACUUCGCCAUAAUCGGACGCAGGGGCCCGAACUUCUUCGCUGGCUGAGCAAUGGCAAAACCCCUUCCGUAAAUGCUUGCGUCGAGCAAAACACAAAUUGGCCGCCCGGUAGUGCGCCAAUUCUGUCCCGCUGCAAGGUCUAGAGCCUUCAAUGGAACAUCCGAGCGGAGAGAGGUGCGCAACCGUUUAAACGCAUCCAUUGCUGCUGGGUCGCCUUGAAAUUUCUUGAAAUCCGAUUUCUGACGGAGGUAGGGGCGGAGCGGAUGACAAAUCUCCGUGAAAUCCGGGAUGUAUUCACGACUGAAAUUUGCAAAAGCAACCGCCGACAACAGCUCCGCGCGCGAUUUCGGUGUUGGCCAGUUCCGUAACUGGUCGCAGCGUUUCCUCGUUGGUUUCCGUCCUUCUUCCGAAAAUUCGUAGCCUAGAAUCUCCAGAGACUUGCACCCGAAACAACUCUUCCGCAGGCUCAACGCAAAACCAAUUUACCGUAAAGUAUGACUCCUACACGAGUUUUGAGGUGUAGACAUCUCACCGGCUGCGCCAUCAUUAGCGUCUUACUGUGUGAGUAUGUAGUCUCCACCAUCCCGUAGCCAUCGUGGAUUUCAUCCGCCGGGCACCUAAAGGUGCCACGCGCGUCACCUGGUCUAAGUGGUACGCUUUACGGUCGACCAGGCUGUAUUACACUGUCCCCAACUCCGAUAGACGCUCUGUCUACCGCCACCGACCCACGCCGGGACAUGCCUUAUCCUUGGACCACAAUUGUGGUUCGUGUCACCAAGGAGUUUGCACUGCUGGUUCUUGUUUUUUACGGAAGGCGGACGCCUCAGAAGGCCCUUCCAACAUGACGAGUCAGACAGCGCGUAAAAAUACAGCCACGAUUAGAUGUAAGAUGCUUCCCAUGCUACUAGGACGGCAGUCGCGCACUGCUCGGUCUAUAUAUCCUAGUUCACCAUCAGGUUUGGUAAACCCUCAGCGGGAAGAUUUCCUUGAGCAAGUCGUGAUACUUGGGAGGUCGUUUGAAUAGCCGCACCUGAUUUUGACGCAAGCUUUUUAUCUCUCUGAUCUUUGAAAAUCUCCGCUUUUGCCACGUACAGCUACCUUUUUCACGUAAAUUCAACAAAGUAGGCUCUAUUUUAGCUCAAAUUCAGGUCAAAAAUGGCAUAUUUUAGGUCCAGAACGCAUGGAAAAUGGAUCAAAAGGCGCAAAAUGGCGCCCCAGUUUCCACUGGUAGGGUCGGAACUCCGAUGUAAGGUUCAGAAAAUGAAGCGCAGACGAAGCUGCUGCAUGAUCUAGGUUCUUGCACUGACUAAAUGCGCGCCGCUUUUGUCUUUACCACAUCAGGAACGUCCACACCACGGGAAACAUUAGGAGCUUAUGUGAUGCUUUAGUAUGAAGCACAAAGAGCCUUUAGCUUUACUACGCUUGGGCUGGACUAGGUCCAGCCAGAACACAUUGAUGGAUAUUGUGCCUAUUUUGGACUACAUUUCCCCUAGAAUUACUUCUGUUUGCGCCUAAAGAGCACUAUUGGCUUGUGGGUAGUGUUCGAGCCCUCGGUUGACUUGGUUGUAGAUUCUUAUUCGUUUGCUCGGUGCGCGUUUCGGAAGUCUGCUCGUGAAAGCCAAGACAACCUGGAAAAUACAGGCGAUUUCACAAGUGGUGGACCCGAGCGGCAACGAAGCCGGAGCUUUUUCUGGGAAAAUGUAUAGCGUGGGCAUUAGCUCGGGGCACAUUUACGCUUCUCUCAUUUUGGACGUAUAGGACAGUCUAUAUCUAUUUCCCGUGGUGGUGGUGUAGCGCUAGGUCUGUUUUCCUUAGGAUGCUAGUAGCGGAUACAGCGCAUCGCUAAGCGCAAUAGAUAGACAAAAGCCAUGUUCCUUGGGCGGCGGGCUACGUACACGAAAAUCGGCGCACAGACUAGCUUCGAUUGCGGAGGGCUGGGGGCAGUAAGUAGUAGCAGCGUUUGCAAGGUACGCACGGAGCGACCUUGUCCAGAAAUUCCGAGACGGCGUAAUAGCUAGCCGGCCGGAGCCGGAGUAGUAGCAGGCGGAACGUUUUGGGCUGCAGAUUCCUCAUGGGAGGUAGCUGCGUUGAUAGCAGCGACGGGCCCCAGCCACGGAUCGGGCAAAAAAGUUGUCUGUCGCGGGAUGUAGAAUUGCAGCUGUGGAUUUGGGGGCAGCAGGAGUCUCCUAGACAAAAGUAAUAGUCUUUGAGGCAGUUCGCAGUUUUUUGGGGGAGAUCAUUUUUUUUUCGGGGUCCGAUAUUGGAAGCGCGCAUUAGCAGUUGUCGGGAUUGCCGCAAUAGCUUUGAUGCCGGAGCAGCAAAGCUUGCGCUCGACUUUCGAUUUUCAGUAGCACAGCGAUCCGCUGAAGCAUGGGGGCAGUUGUUUAGGCCGGAGCCGUCAACAGGCCUCGAGUGCUUUAUCGGGAAAAAGGCACUGAUGGUAGAUUGCAGCAGAUUGGCGAGUGUUCGCGUAAAGUAAUCAGGGGGCUUCUGGGAAAAUUGCCUGGCUGUGAUUACUUGACGCGAAGUGAAGAACGAGGUCUGCUUAUUUGUUCUAUUGAGGUAGUUAGACGCAUCCAGCCGCACAGCGCGACUAGGGUCGUCGUUUCUUUAUUUUAGGACUUUUUUUUAUUUGAAACGAACCGCGGCUGCGUCUGGAGUCGAUGCGCGGUUUCGCAUCACUUCACGCAGGAGCUGGGUUCGGGGCUAUAUUUAUUUGCUUUUCGCAUUACAGAUUUACAUUGGGGUAGCCUUGCUGGUAUGGUUUGGCUUUACAGUUUUCACGUUACUAUAUUGGCUACAAAGCUCGUCGUCUUCGACUUCGACCUUUGCAGCUCUUCUGGGAAAAUCUCCGCUUUUGCCACGUACAGCUACCUUUUUCACGUAAAUUCAACAAAGUAGGCUCUAUUUUAGCUCAAAUUCAGGUCAAAAAUGGCAUAUUUUAGGUCCAGAACGCAUGGAAAAUGGAUCAAAAGGCGCAAAAUGGCGCCCCAGUUUCCACUGGUAGGGUCGGAACUCCGAUGUAAGGUUCAGAAAAUGAAGCGCAGACGAAGCUGCUGCAUGAUCUAGGUUCUUGCACUGACUAAAUGCGCGCCGCUUUUGUCUUUACCACAUCAGGAACGUCCACACCACGGGAAACAUUAG